AUGGCGAAACGAUCAUCAUCCCAGUCCAUGGCAGAGGGAACCGCGCCGAGCACAAUCACCCUUCAUAUACUCUGCCAGUCUCUACCCCCUCCAAGCCGGUUUACACUCAAAAACGUUCCACUCUCUUCCACAAUUGCGCAGCUCAAGGGGCGGAUCGAACAGUCCUUUCCAAAGAAUCCCCAAGCAUCACAUCAGAGGCUCAUCUACCGAGGAAAACCUCUAACUGUCGACGAGGCAACCCUCAGCGCAGUAGUCUCAUCUAUGGAGGUAAGUCACUUGUUCUUGACCCGCACCAUAUCACAUUUUAUCCUAACUGGAUGGGAUCGAUCGCCUUUGCAGGAAUCCACUGAUAGUAUGCACCUUGUGCUGCCACCUGAGCCAGCACAAGUAGAAGCACCUCCUGUCUCUGCCAUGUCGCAUGGUUCGCCGCUCGGGAAUUCUGCUCAAGCUUUCACAUCCACAUCCACCUUGUUGAAUCCUGAUACUUCGGAGACUGCAUCCAGUACAUCCUCGUACUCCAGCAUUCCCAGGACAAUGAGCUCCACCCCGGCAUCUCCACACGUCGCAUCCAGUCAAUACGUUCACAACUCUCGACCCAACCCACCUGAAGCCGAUGGCGCGGAUCUCGCUCAGCGUAUUUCCACUCUACGAAGUCACAUCGUGGAUAUUGAGGCACAACUGGACCGACAUAUCCUGCCAUCCAUUCAGAACAUCAUUCAUAUACGCAACCAGCUUCUUGAAAUUCAAGAUAAUCGACCUGCGACUCAACUCCCCGUCCCUGGUGUUGCGGAACUAGUUGCCCGUAUUCUUGAUGCUCAACAACGUGCCCGCUUAAUGGAGUAUACGCAACAGCAGCAUCCGCAAACAAACGUUCAAGUUCAAACCGUCACCGUUUCCCGAAACCAAGCAAGCGUAACUCCAUUAUUUAUGCUGGCCUCGCCAAUCGGAGACCAUAAUUGCCUCGUGAGACAGACUUUUACAGUACCCCAACUCACAGCGCAGCGGGAAACUUCGCCUAACACAGUGCCCGCUGGCGAAACUGGUGCACCUCUAGCACCCCAAGUUCCCCCAGCACCCCAAGCUCCCCCACCAUAUCAAGUACCUCAAGCACCCAACCAAAAUGCAGCGGUAGUCCAGAACGCCCUCCGCCAAGCAAUGCUCAAUCAACAGCGCCGAGGCAACAAUGUCGAGCACGCUGGUCUGGCACGACACAUCCGCCGCAUCUGGCUGUUUACCCGGCUGUGGCUCUUCUGCUACCUCAUCAGUGACCCUGGUACCUGGAAGCGUUACAUCUUCGUCAGCAUUGCGUUGCUUAUUACAUACUUUUCCGAGACCAGUGCCCCGCGGCAGCUCCUAUCUAUGAUCAUCAGCCCAAUCCAACACCACCUCGAGGCCCUCACCCAUGCCGGUGGACCAGCAGAUCGAGCCACUCAGAAUGGAGCCACUGACGCUACGGAGUUCAAUAUUUGGGACCAGAUACGCCGCGCGGAGCGAGCCCUUGUCUUUCUUUUUGCCAGCCUAGUUCCCGGUAUUGGAGAAGGACAUGUCCGCGCUCGAACUGCAGCAGACCAAGCCUUCGUAGCUGAGCAGGAACAACAGGCACGCGAGCGCCAGGAGCAGGAACAGACACGGGAGCGGGAACGCCAGGAGCAGGAACGGGCUCAGGCUGGCGUUGGAGACGCGGAGAAUGCAGGUAUUGAACAGGAGGCUUCUGCUGCGCACGCACAAUCUGAAGCUUGA
Messenger RNA from Penicillium coprophilum, 1740 nucleotides. RefSeq lists its product as uncharacterized. Lineage: Eukaryota; Fungi; Ascomycota; Eurotiomycetes; Eurotiales; Aspergillaceae. Bases 1 to 1740 code for a protein of 579 amino acids. Gene Ontology annotation, molecular function: protein binding. Gene Ontology annotation, biological process: endoplasmic reticulum unfolded protein response. The transcript has a single exon. The record is from RefSeq and is a predicted model, not a curated record.